AACAGGAACUCAGUGAUAUCGGCCGUUUUGUACUUUCGAACUUCCUAUAAAGCAAUUUCCACAUUUCUCUUCAUCAGGAGAGCGAUAAACCUCAUGUGAUCAUCAUGUCUGCGCUCUUUGUGGUUAUGGCAUGGACGUUAACCAUAACAGCGUUGUCUGGAAACUCUUUCGUGAUAUUUCUGAUCCUAUUCAGAAAGAACCUUCGCUCACGCAAACUCAACUGGUACAUCAUUUCCCUUGCUAUAGCGGAUGCUUUAGUGGCCUUGAGUUUCUAUCCUCCAUUGUUUUUUUGUGAUCGUUGGUCGUUCUGCCAAACAAGUAUCAUGAGAGCAUUUCGCUGGAUCUUCAUUUAUUCCUCAGUAUGCAAUUUGUGCGCCAUGACAGCUGACCGUUACCUUGCCAUCGUCAUACCCAUGUACCACAGAGUCAAGGUAUCGGACAGGACUGUGGCCAUUUCGAUCGCGAUGUCAUGGCUUUUUCCUAUUAUUUUGCGUGGUGUUGUCUUCACUCCCCUUUAUUACCUGCAUAAAAGGGAAGCAUUCAAGUACUUUCUUCCUGUGAUAGUCAUAAUAUUUGAGGUUCUGCCGUGUUUACUCAUUCUCUUCGCUGCCCUGCGAAUAAGCAUCGUUGCCAAAAGAGAACAAACAAAACACAAGAACAGAUCGAAAGGAAAACCCAAAAAGGAGAAUCGAAGAGAAGGAUCAAGAGCUUUGAAGAUGAUUUUGAUGGUCACAUUUCUCUUUGUAUUCUGUUACGCCUUGGAAGCUUAUUACACGAUGUGCAAAAAUGUUUUAAAACUGUGCGACGACACUGAAAUAAUUCAGAUGAUUCGUCGGCUCAUGUUGAUAGCGAACUCCGCGAUUAAUCCAUUUGUGUACACUUUCCUGAGAAGAGAUAUUAAGGAAGAAGUAAAGAAACUGAAAUUGUCUUGUAGAAAGGAGAAACAUUUUACCAGACACGAAACUGUAAUCGGUUCUACGACACUCUCUACAGAGAGGGACAUACGCUAAAUUUGAAUUUUAUACUUAUUGUUGGAAGGCGUUGGCUAGGAGAUCUUGAUAUGAGAACUGACAACUAUUAAGCUCUUAGUAGUCUAUGGACAGCGAAAAUCGCCUUAAAGUAGUCAACACUGAGUCAGCAAAGAUCAAUACUCACCUCCCAAGGUCCAAAUUGAGUUUGCACCAAGAAACGCACAUAGCUAUCUACGCUCGAAUCUAGAUUAAUAAUGCCGUAAAAAGAGUGCUGUAAGUUUAGAGGAUUACAGGAAUUUUAAGGAAGUUGGCGCGGGUUCUUAAAUAUUUUUCAGUUGUAAGACUUUGGUUUACACUUGGCUCGGCCUUAACUAAGAACCUUUGCUUACAAGUCACGUUUACGGUGGAUAAAAAUCCAAGGUUAAAGAUAAAUAUAUGGAUGAGAAAUAAUGGCUUUUUAUCUUUAUUUAAAGUUUUCAAAUCAGUGAAACGCGCUAAUUGUCCUUUGACAUAACAAUGACAACGCAUUAACGUAUUCGACGCAUCAGGGUCAAUUUUUGUCGCAGCUCUCGACAGAACGAGCCCAAAUGUUCAUUCCAAAUCUGUUUUCUCAUAAAAAACACUCGUUGUCUUUUGGAUUACAUAAAGUAAUAAGUUGAUAUAAAUUGUUCAGUUUAAUCUAAAACGAGCAUCAGGGAGUUAUUGAACUCAAUAUAA
Messenger RNA from Pocillopora verrucosa, 1688 nucleotides. Its product is annotated as octopamine receptor beta-2R. NCBI's taxonomy places the organism in Eukaryota, Metazoa, Cnidaria, Anthozoa, Scleractinia, Pocilloporidae. The record is from RefSeq and is a predicted model, not a curated record. Gene Ontology annotation, cellular component: plasma membrane. Gene Ontology annotation, biological process: G protein-coupled receptor signaling pathway. Gene Ontology annotation, molecular function: G protein-coupled receptor activity.